AUGUCUGCAGCUAACUUCGGCAGGGAUUUCGCCAUCGCCAUCGGUGUUGCUGCUGGCGUGACCAUCGCUGCACUUAUUGUCUUUUGCGUACUGGCUCAUUGCGGUCCAAGUCUGUGCGGGCUAGGCAGGAAAGACCGGCGGUGGUUCGCAUCAGACGUUGAAAAUCAGAGGAAUCCCGGAACAGAAUCGCCGUUCAUAAGAACCUUCGGCAUACACAUCGACGAUAACAUCGAAGCAACUUCGAGACACGCUAGAAGCGAAAGCGUGGCGGACGAGACACAAACAGACCACGGCGAGAACGUUGAUUCGUAUAACCUAGACGUCAGGUCAUACUAG
Messenger RNA from Xylaria bambusicola, 336 nucleotides. RefSeq lists its product as uncharacterized. Bases 1 to 336 code for a protein of 111 amino acids. The record is from RefSeq and is a predicted model, not a curated record. The transcript has 2 exons. NCBI's taxonomy places the organism in Eukaryota, Fungi, Ascomycota, Sordariomycetes, Xylariales, Xylariaceae.